AUGUUAGAAAAUCAGUUAGAUAAAUUUUGGAACAUUGAGAAAAUCGCGACGGACAAACCGAAGUCAACGGAUGAGAUUAAAUGCGAAACGCAUAUUUUAAACACUGUACGUCGUAACGAGACAGGACGGUACGUCGUCCGCUUACCGUUUCGAACGUCUAAAAAACGUCUUGAUGAGUCGCGAAUAGGAGCGCUAAGGCGUCUAUCGUCGUUAGAACGUACACUCAACGCGAACGUGACUCUAAAAGACGAAUACACGCAAAUCUUGGAAGAGUAUCUAAAAUUAGGUCAUAUGUCCGUAGUAGAGACACCCGACACCAUCGGAUAUUAUAUGCCACAUCAUGCAGUCAUUAAGGAAUCAAGUAUUUCCACUAAGGUUCGUGUUGUAUUUGACGCGAAAACAAGCAGUGGGAUGUCGUUAAAUAACAUGCUAUUAAUAGGACACACAAUCCAAGACAAAUUGUUUGCGCAUUUGAUUUGUUUCCGUACAUAUAGAAUAGUGCUUACCGCAGAUAUAGAAAAAAUGUAUCGACAAGUGGUAUUACACCAAGACGAUAGGAAAUAUCAGCAAAUUCUCUGGCAUAGAAACAACAAGUUAGAGACUUUCCAGAUAAAUAGGUUCACGUUUGGCGUCUCUUUUUCACCAUUUCUCACGAUCCGCGCUAUAAAAGAACUCGCAGAUGACGAAAGUCAUAUACAUUCUAGGGCAGCCGAGAUUAUUAAAACGCAGCUGUACGUAGAUGACUUAUUAACCGACGCCGAGACGGUCGACAAAGCUCGCACAGUUAGAUAA
This is a messenger RNA of Odontomachus brunneus, 792 nucleotides long. RefSeq lists its product as uncharacterized. The transcript has a single exon. The record is from RefSeq and is a predicted model, not a curated record. NCBI's taxonomy places the organism in Eukaryota, Metazoa, Arthropoda, Insecta, Hymenoptera, Formicidae. The coding region runs from base 1 to 792 and encodes 263 amino acids.